AUGGCAAUGGCUCGCGCAUGGCAGGCACCCAUCGAGAUGCUGGGGCAGCUGCUCGCCGAGCAGGUCAGUCCGCCAGCUGUGCUAGUACAUGCGCCCAAUAGUCCAAGAAGUGCUAAGCGACUCGUGCGAGACACUCUCGCGGCCUACGAGGCACAGCACCAUGGCGACGUGCGUGUGUCGCAUGUCUCGCCCCUCGUGGCGUGUACGCCGCGGCUCUUGUACACCCAGGUGCUGCGCCAACUAUCCGAAGAGGCCGAUUCGUGCGGCGAUCCAAGUACGUUUCUGAGGCAUGCGCGCGAAUAUAUGCGGCCCUAUACCAAGUGGGUCGUGGUCGUGAACGAUGCGGAGAGGAUGCGCGAUAUUUGGCCCGAGCACGUUUGGGAGAUGUGGCCGCUCCUGGCCGAAUCGAUGGCGUGCCAUGGCCGCGUCAUGGUCGUGUACGUAUCUCCGCUGGCUUGGUCUGCUUUCCGAAGUACAAGCGGUCGUACGAUCUCGACAAGUCCCCUGUGCAUCAGAGUGCCUCGUCUGCCCCGCGAAGACGUCUUGCAGCUGCUCAUGGAGCACGUCGGCAACGACUCGAGCACAUCGCGCAUCGCAAGUCAAGUAUUCUAUGAUGCCGUCAAGGAUACGGUGCGUGACGAGUUUGAGCUGUGUGUAUUGUAUACCCGUGUGUGGCAAGCGCUGCAGGCAGCCAUCGAGGAACGUGGCUCAAAGACUACGGCGACACUCGUGCCGUACAUCAGUGAGCAGUGUCGCGACAUAUUGGUGCGCGUUGUCCCGCGACAUGUAGGGCCCACUGCCUGGCUCCUUGAGAAGAAUAACAAGCCGUCCACGCCGCCGCCAUCAGCCCUGAAUCUCACUCGCACUGGCUUCGGUGCCAUGCCAGCCUUUCUCCUCAUCUCUGCGUUUCUGGCGUCGUACAACCCGGCUAUCACUGACGUCAAGUACUUUGUGCGCGAGCUGGAAGCAUCUCGCAAGCGGCGGCGUGGCAAGGCGCAACGAGCGGCGAAAGCCGCCCUGCUAGAGCUAGAGGGCCAUACGGACAAGGUGUUUGAGCUACCCCAGUUCUGGGGCCCACGCACAUUCACGCUAGAGCGCGUCUUGGCUAUAUACCACGCUCUUCUGACCGACUUUGAGCAGGACCUGAACGAGGACGCCCUGCUUGUGCCCGCCGAGCGCGCUGCUCGGAUGAGCGAGAACAAGGCCGAGAUGCAUCUCGGGCACAUAGCCGGCGAGUUUUGGAGUCGAUCCUCCACGGUGCUCGCCGAGCUCAAUGAGCUCGUUCGGCAGCAGCUCAUUGUGCGCAUGUCGCCCGCCAACAAGCUGAGUGCCAUGCAGUACCGCGUCAAUGCAUCAUUUGCGUACGUCCGCCAAGUCGCGCACUCGGUGGGAUUUCCCCUGACUGUCUGGCUAUGGGACACGUAUACCUAG
Messenger RNA from Malassezia restricta, 1431 nucleotides. RefSeq names its product origin recognition complex subunit 5. The record is from RefSeq and is a predicted model, not a curated record. Gene Ontology annotation, molecular function: DNA replication origin binding. Gene Ontology annotation, cellular component: nucleus; nuclear origin of replication recognition complex. Gene Ontology annotation, biological process: DNA replication initiation; DNA replication. Lineage: Eukaryota; Fungi; Basidiomycota; Malasseziomycetes; Malasseziales; Malasseziaceae. The transcript has a single exon. The coding region runs from base 1 to 1431 and encodes 476 amino acids.